AUGCCAGAAACACUGUACUUCUUCUUUGAAAACAUUCCUGCUUCCGAUAAGGAACCCUUUGUUGUUAAGAUUGGAGGCAAUGUUGUAUUUACUGCCACCACUUCACAAAAAAACACUUCUCACACCGUUCAAAUCACACCCUCUGGUCUCAGUGCUAUUCAUCGUGAAUUUAUCAAUUUUGUCAUUCCACAGGCCGACAUUGAUGAAUUGAAUCAAUACGAUCUCACUAAUCGAGGUUAUUAUUUUAGAGUUCGUGUGAAAAAAAUCGGAGAACUCUCUGUCUUGCAAGGAUUGAAUAAGAAUUUUGAAGAAGAGAAUGCCAUUUUGGAUGAUCAACGUAAAUUCUAUGUCGAUGAAAAGACUGGUGAAUAUACCUAUAAAUACAACAAACCAGUGUAUUUGGCAGACGAUUACGAAAAGAGUCCAAAAGCUAAAAUUGCCAAAGCCAUUGCGAAUUCAGCAGAUUUCGGAACUGAUUCGACACGAAUUUGGAUUCACUUAUCAGGCAUUGACGCCAACGAAGAAGAACCUUUUGAAAUUCUUGACGCUGAUCAGGAAGACAAGAAUUUAUUCAAAAGUACAAAACCAAUUUUUAAGAGAAAGGAAGUCAUGCUGUAUGUGAGAAAAGCAGAUCCUACUGCAAAGAGUCAUGUUGCAAAUUUACACAUCAAAAUUCCAAGUGUGGGUGUGGAUAGUGUGGUUGAUUUUGAUUUGACCACUUUGGGAACUCAUAUUUUAAUUGCUGUCUUAAAUGAAGGAUCCAAUGUUGAAAUUCAACAAAAGACCAACAAGAUGUUCGAUGAAAAGUUCUUUAAUCCAGUUCACUAUGCCAAUGCUGAGAGAGAAUAUAAGGAAAAGACUCGUGUGAAAACAACCACCAAAUAUAAUGAUGAUGACGACGAUUCUGCUCCAACUCCACAACAAGUGGCCAAACAAGGAGAUUCUGAAUCUUUGGAUGAAGUAACCAUUACUCUCUAUGUGAAUAACAUUCCAGCAUCCAAGAAGGAACCUUUUACCAUUUACAUGAAUGGUGAUGAAUUUUUCAAGAGUGAAGAAGAGAUUUCAUUAACAAGAACGACUGUCUUGAGAGCAUCUUUUGAUAAGCCACCUCGUGGAGAAGAAUUAAUUGUUGAAAUUCGUUUCAAAAUUGAUGCUCGAGAUGUUGACACCAAACAACAAUUCAACAUUACCAAAAAUGGUACAUUCUUAUUCUUUGGUAUUGAAAAAGCUGCUGGUGACUCUGAACGAAUUCAAAUGAAACAACAACACAAUGAUACUUUUGGACCUCAAAGUUCACAACAAACUGCUACCAAACCAUCUAGUGGUAAUGCCUCUUCUUCUUCUUCAGACAUCAUUCCAGUUUACUUCCAUUUGGCAAACAUCAAUGCUUCGGCAGAGAAACCAUUUGAACUUUUUGUCAAUGGACAGCCCAUUUACAAGCAAACUCAAGAUCUUGGCGAUAAGAUGGCCAUUGUCACUGGUAAAUUACCAAAAAUUGAUGAUUUACGUAUUGAUUUGAGAGCUGUAGCUAAGGCUGAUGGUCUCGAAGAAGAAUCUGAAUUGAACAUUACCAAGUAUGGUAAUUAUUUGAAGAUUGAAGUGAGUUCAGAUCGCUCAGUCAUUGACAUUACUCAAGCCGAUAAUGCAGAUUUCGACAAUGCAACCAUUGUUGACUCAAAGAAAAUGCCUUCCAAGAGCACUUCCAGUACCUCCUCGUCGACUAGUACCAAGACAUCUCCAUCUGAAAAGAAGACCACAACGACUAGCCAACAACCUUCAUCAACCUCCAGUGGAGAUUAUCUUGAUCAAUUGAAAAAGUUAGGUGAGCUUAGAGAUGCUGGAAUUCUCACUGAAGAGGAAUUCCAAGCAAAGAAGAAGAAAAUUCUUGGCUUGUAA
Messenger RNA from Naegleria lovaniensis, 1896 nucleotides. RefSeq lists its product as uncharacterized. The coding region runs from base 1 to 1896 and encodes 631 amino acids. The record is from RefSeq and is a predicted model, not a curated record. The transcript has 4 exons. Lineage: Eukaryota; Heterolobosea; Eutetramitea; Acrasida; Naegleriidae.